Messenger RNA from Prorocentrum cordatum, 1588 nucleotides. Lineage: Eukaryota; Dinophyceae; Prorocentrales; Prorocentraceae. The record is from the annotation of a GenBank genome assembly.
CCGGGCGCCGCCAGGCCGGCCAAACGCGGGCCCGCGCCGAGGCCCCCGCCGGGUCCGCAGCCGGCCCCGCCGGCGUUCAAGCCCUUCGAGGAGACGGCCGACCCGAAGAAGGCCGAGGAGAAGGCCGAGGAGAAGGCGGCCGCCGCCGCCGCGGCGUCCAGCCGUCGGGGCGACCUGCCAGAGAGCGGCUGGGCGAAGAAGUGGAGCGAGCGCACCAAGGCCGCCGCGCUGCUCGCGGCGCUGGAGGCGGCGCAGAUGCACGUGGUCUACGCGUUGCGCCCGCGGUCAGCCCAGUUCCAAGAGAGCGUGGGCUCGGCCCGGCCUCACCAGAGCGAGCUGGACCGCCUGCUCAAGGAGCACGCCACGGGCAGGCUGAAGGUCAGGAAGCAGAGCGGGCGGGAGGCGGUGCUGUGGCUCCUGGAGGAGGGCGCCAGCCUGGAGGCGCUCUGCGGUGACACCGACGUGGCGGUGCGCCGCGCGGCAGCGGGCCUGUUCGGCGAGUUGGGCGAGGGGGCGGCGAGGCACGCGGAGUCCCUGCUGCGCAGCGGCGACUGGCAGGUGCGCGCCACGGCCGCCGAGGCGCUUGGCUCGCUGCCUGGGGCCGAGGUCGCGGCCCAAGCGCUGGCGGGGCUUCUGGAGGACAGCGAAGCGCUCGUGCGCACGGCGGCCGUGGCGACCCUUGGGAAGCUGGGCGGGUCCACGGCCGCAGCCGCCGCGGUCGCGGGCCUGUGCGCCAAGACGCUCGGGUCCAGCAAGCCCCGUGCCCGAGAGGCCGCCGCGGAGGUGCUCGGGAAGCUCGGGCCCGCCGCGGCGGAGCACGCGGCGUUGCUGGCCCAGCUGCUGCAGGACGCCGACUGGCGGGUGCCCACCGUCGCGGGCAACGCCCUCAAGCGCAUGGGCGGGGCGGGGGCCCGCAGCUGCGCCGAGGUGCUGGCGCGCUGCGAGCCCAGCGCCCGCGGCGCGGCGGCAGACGCCCUCGUCUGGAUCGGCGGGGCCGACUGCGCGACCGCUGUCGCGGGCCUCCUGGGCAGCGAGGACGAGGGCGUGCGGCGCCACGCCGCGGAGGUCCUCGGGCAGCUCGGCGCUGAGGCGGCGGGCCCACACUGCGAGGCCCUGUCGGCGCUGUCGUCGGACCAGCGCAAGGAGGUCCGCCAGACCGCCAGGCGGGCGCUGAACAGGCUCGGGCAUCGGCAGGAGGCUCCGGCGCUGGAGGGCGAUGGCGACGCGCUGCCGGAUGCGGUGGCCGCCGCACUGCAGCAGUGGGACCAAGGCCAGGGCCGGGGAAAAGGCAGGGGAAGCGGCGGCAAGGGCGCCCGCCCCGACCAGGGCGGCACCCAGCGGGCCGCAGCCGCAGCCAGCGACCCGGCCGCAGCCGCAGCGGGCGGGCCGGCCGCAGCAGCAGCCAGCGGGCCGGCCGCAGCCGCAGCUUGCGAGCUGGCCGCAGCCGCAGCCGCAGCCAGCGGGCCCGGCGCUGCCGCAACGGCGGAUGGCAGCGGGGCCAAGGCGGCACGAGCAGAAGCCAGUCGGGGGCCCGCUGACACAGACGCGGCAAUUGGGGCGCGCCGGAGGCAGCUCGGGCGACGCGUGC